Molecule: messenger RNA, 313 nt
Organism: Schistosoma intercalatum
Lineage: Eukaryota; Metazoa; Platyhelminthes; Trematoda; Strigeidida; Schistosomatidae
Source: the annotation of a GenBank genome assembly
AUGUUAUUUGUUCAUGUGUUUCUGGACAAAAAGUACGUAGAAUUAGAAAAUGAAUAUGCUGCGAGAGAAAAGCUUCCAAAGCCUUUAAAUUGGGGAGGAUAUAUUCUGUCUCCGAAAUCAAUUGAGUUUUGGCAAGGUCAAACAAACAGACUGCAUGAUCGUAUUAGAUUUCGUCGUUGUGAUCAAAUUCCAGAAAUAAAUGGAUCUGACCUAGUACAUGUUGGAGAAAAUGGUUGGGUAUACGAACGACUAGCUCCAUAGAAGUUUGCUGUUUUUAUGCAUGGAUUUGUUUUAUAUGAGAAGUUUAGUUUCC